Messenger RNA from Iphiclides podalirius (scarce swallowtail), 222 nucleotides. The record is from the annotation of a GenBank genome assembly. NCBI's taxonomy places the organism in Eukaryota, Metazoa, Arthropoda, Insecta, Lepidoptera, Papilionidae.
AUGGCACAGAAAAGGAUAAAUCGCGCGUAUGUGGUCAUCACGAAUCGCGCGCCGCUAGAGCCGCGGAGAAUCGAUAUAGCACCUUUCACCAUCGCGCGCGCACUGCGCAAAGAACCAGGUGCCAGCCGCAGCCACCACCCUACUUUAUCGCCUACCGGCCUCUACAAACGGCUUUCUCCUGUUGAACUCUGGUGCACUGACAGACAAAUGUGGUUGAAAACG